CUAUUAUUUACAGAACUUUGCACAGAGAAAGUAGCUUCUUGCUCUCUUGUUUUGUUCCUGUUCAGAGAAUUCCCUGUUUCCCCUUGUUUGAAAAUCUCCUUAUUUCAUUGUAUUUUCUAAUUAUUUCUUUUCAGCAAGAUCUGAUGGAGAAAUGGAAUUCCCCCGAAGAGAGUGAAACUAAGUUGGGCUUAGUCAUGUGAUCAGAGAUUGCGAAAAAUGGGAGAGAGGAACUUGCCGACAGCCAGAGAAGAACAACAAGGAGUUAUUUGAAACAGAGAGGAAGCAACUGGCUGUUCUUCAGAAUUCCUCAAGCAAGAAACUGUUUUAAUAUUUUUCAGGGAAGAAGGUCAGAGAGGUAGGACAAGGGCAUCCAUCUUUGGUUGGGAUUAAAAACUAGAGUCGUUUCUUUGGUAGGCUCUCUGCCAUCAUGAAGACCUGGCUGAUCCUCCUGUAUUUGGCCAUUACGAUCAUAUCGAGUUUUCCACAGGCUGAAUCCAGUACAGAAGCAUUUGCUGAGUGGACUGAAGAACCUGAACUAGUCAUAAGCACCAGCAGCGAGCAUACUGAGAGCCUGUGGCAGUUGUUCUCGUCAUGGGUUUGGAAAAAGGUUGGGAGAACUGAAGAAACUCAGCAAUCCCUGGAUCCAGAUGCCAACACUAAGGAUGAUCGUCAAUCAUGGAGGCCUCUCAAGAACAACAUGAAGUUUCAAGCUCAGGACAUUUCAGAUCAGGAUACACAAGGACAUUACAAUGAAGAGGAAACUACUAACCAGAAAAUUACAUCUACAAAUGUGCCAGUGGAGAAUGGAGAAGAUAGUGCUAUUACUAUGGCAACCAAACAGACCAUCUUUGAACCUUUAAAUGGCAAAGAACAACCUGCUGAAGUCCCAACAGAAGGAUCAACCACAGCAAACACUGCCCCCAUUUCCACAGUGUCUGACACCAGUUGUCCACUCGAAUCAUGCUCACCGCGCUGGAAACCAUGGCCUGCCUGUGCUCAGUCCACUCCAGAAGAUGAACAGAAGCUGGCUGAGGCUCUAUCCAAAUUUUCACUUGAGUUCUAUAGAAUAGCAACCCAGAAAAAGGAUGGUAACAUGGUUUUCUCACCCCUCAGCAUCACAACAACCCUGUCCAAUCUCCUAUUAGGAGCCUGCGAUGAAACCAAAGAUCGUCUUGAGAAGUUGCUGUUCUAUCCUAAAGAAUUUGCAUGUGUACAUAGAGCCUUGAAAAUCCUUGGCAAAUCCAAAGCCCUGACUUCAGCCAAUGCGAUUUUUUACCAACCGGCACUUAAGAUGGGCAGUGAAUUUCAUAAUCUAACAAGUACAUUCUAUCAAACCAAGCUGAAGCCCCUUACUAACAACACCCACCAAUCAGUAACUGAUAUCAACUCAUGGGUGAGUGAACAUACUGGUAACAAGAUCAAGCAGCUCUUGGAUGACCUAGAUCCUGAGGCCCAAAUGGUGCUACUCAACGCUGUCUACUUCCAGUCCAAAUGGAAAACUACAUUUCAAGUAAAACAUACAAGGCUUGAAGAUUUCUACCUUCCUGGUCUCCCUCCCAUCAAGGUGCCCACGAUGACCAGUAAGAAAUAUCCAGUGGCCGCCUACUUUGACAACAAUUUGCGGGCUAAGGUUGGCCGGUUUCAGCUAUUCCACAAUUUGAGUUUGGUGAUCUUCGUCCCUCGCACCCAGUUGACAAACCUCUCUGAGAUAGAGGAACGUCUCGAUCCAACAGCCUUCAUGACAGCCCUGGCCAAGCUGGGGGCCAUGCCUUUGAAGCCAACAAUGGUAACCCUACCAAAAUUUAAGCUGGAAUCAUCCCAGGACCUUAUGACAAUAAUUGGAGAAAUGGAUUUUGGCUUAUUCUUUGAUCCUGAUUUGUGUGGGAUCACUCAGAGUACAGAAGUAGCUGUGUCCAGUGCCAAGCACAAGGCUGUGCUGCAAAUCUCAGAGGAGGGAGUAGAGGGAGCCGCUGCAACAGCAGUCACCCUGGCACGUACGGCCACUUUCUUUGAAGUGCAACAGCCUUUCAUAUUUAUGUUUUUGAGGGAUAACAGAGUCCCCCUCUUCCUGGGACGUGUCACCAAUCCACUGUCAUCAUAACUUUUCCAUGUCCUCUCAGCUUCCAUCAGUAGGAUGAAGCCAGCUUGCAGGUUGCUCUAGCUCAAUCUGUACAAUAUAGGCAUGAGGUUUGGGGAGCUGUGGUUCCAUGCAACACAUUUAUUUAGCCUCUUCUUUUUGUUCCCAUUAAAAGGUUCUUUUAUCUUUUCAUUUCAUCUUUUUAAAAAAGAUCUAUUCCCUGCUUCUUUGUAUGAUUUGUAUAGCCUUUUGCAUCUAUGAGCCUAGGAGAAAUCCACAUCUCCUCAUUUAUGCCGUGUAUGAAGUAAGUUGAAAAAGAGGGACUUUUUCCACCAUGUCCAUAUGUUUGACCUCUCCUGCCCUCUUUGGCCUUCCUAAAAAAUGAAGUCUAAUUGUACUGA
Molecule: messenger RNA, 2478 nt
Organism: Candoia aspera
Lineage: Eukaryota; Metazoa; Chordata; Lepidosauria; Squamata; Candoiidae
Gene: SERPING1
Product: serpin family G member 1
Exons: 9
Coding region: 428-2101 (557 amino acids)
Biological process (GO): negative regulation of endopeptidase activity
Molecular function (GO): serine-type endopeptidase inhibitor activity
Source: RefSeq, a predicted model, not a curated record